ACAGACAGAAAGACAGACGCUGUCGAGGUCUUCGCUGCUAAUGUAAAUGAGUGCAGUGAGUAAGGGAGUGGAGGAGCGUCAGAUAUGGCUUUGGGUGUCUUCCAGACUGGCUGGAUGAGGCUUCUCUCACUUAUCCUGCAAGGCUGCUGUGUGGGUGUCCUCUGUAGUGACUGGGCUGUGCGUGUCCCCUCCACUCCCCUGUGUGCCGUGGCCGGCUCGUCUGUGGUCCUCCCCUGCUCCUACGACUACCCUCAGCCCUACAGGGUGUUGUCUGAGAUGUGGUGCCGGGACCAAAGCCGCUGCAUCACCCCCAGGUAUGUGUGCCAUAGCCAGGGUAUCUUCCCUGAGCCAGCCUCCCAGGGCAGGGUGGAGUACCUGGGGAAGGAAGGAACCAGGAACUGCACCCUGAGGAUCUCUGAUCUGAGGAAGUCUGAUAGCGGGACAUACGUAUUCUACUUUAUCACCAACCACCCAGUGGAGAAGCCUCCUGGACAGCCUGGAGUAACCCUGCUAGUGUCUGAUCAUUCCAGUGAAGUAGCAGUGUCCCUCAGUCCCUCUGGUGAUGUUGUUGAGGGCAGCUCAGUGACGUUAUUCUGCUGUAGUACUGCCCACCCUCCAGUGGAGAGCUACACCUGGUACAAGACUGGAGGCUACACGGCUGGUGAUAAGGGACAGACGAUGACCAUCACCAAUAUCAGCGCAACAGACAGUGGAAACUACUACUGUGAGGCCCUGACCACCAAUAGACCGCUCCACUCCUCAGCGUUGUCUAUUAAUGUCCAGUAUGCUCCAAAGCACACAUCAGUGUCAGUCAAUCCUUUUGGGGAGGUAGUGAUGGGCAGCUCUGUGACUCUGACCUGCAGCAGUGAUGCCAACCCUGCAGUAGAGCGUUACACCUGGCUUCAGAGGACAAAAUCCCAAGCUUCACUGAGAGGGUCAGGGCAGAGUUACAGCAUCACUAACAUCAGCUAUGAGGACAGUGGGAAGUACUGCUGUGUAGCGGUGAACAAGCAUGGAUCACAGAGCUCUACUGUUACCAUGACUGUGGGGAAAGUAAAUGUUCAGUCCCCCAUACUGUGGAGGUUGGUGACAGUGGGGAUCCCCAUCGCUCUGACACUGAUCAUCAUUAUAACAGUGGUUUGCAUUAGGAGGAAAACUCUCCCGGCAUCAAGUCAACCAGGUUACAGUCUUACAGAGACCACCAUCCAGCAGCCGUUACCAUGAUAUUACAUCAAGGAUGACCAUAACAAAUGAGACACUUACAUUAGCAGGAUCUGAAAAGGAACUGAAUGAACUCUGCGGGGAGAUGUUGUACCCAGUUUACUGCCACACAGCGGCACUGUUGUGUAGCUGUAUCCAGCCCUAAAUCCCAUUUUCUUUAAAAACAUGUACAGUAAUAUCUGUAGCAUGUACUGUACACCUCAUUUCAGCUCUCUACUGUAGAAAAUAAGACAUUUUACUGUAAUAGGCCUACUGUAAUUUAUUUCCUUUAUGAUGGAGAGUUGUUGAGUAUUGGAUGACCAAAAGUGAAAGGACAACUAGAGAUUCCAUAUAUGUAAAUAUAUAAAUUGAAUUACAAUUACAUAAAAGUUUAUCAUAACAAAUCCAUGUAAUAAUCAAGAUACUGUAUGUAUAACAUAACCAUGGCAUAUGUCACUACGCCACCCCACGUUGAGUUUUGUCCAUCACACAUUAUACACAGGUUCUUCAAGUUUGGGUUGAGUGGCAAAAUAAAGAAGUCAACAACA
Messenger RNA from Coregonus clupeaformis (lake whitefish), 1748 nucleotides. Its product is annotated as sialoadhesin. Gene Ontology annotation, cellular component: membrane. The record is from RefSeq and is a predicted model, not a curated record. The coding region runs from base 85 to 1224 and encodes 379 amino acids. Gene Ontology annotation, biological process: cell-cell adhesion. The transcript has 6 exons. Lineage: Eukaryota; Metazoa; Chordata; Actinopteri; Salmoniformes; Salmonidae.